AUUUUUUCCUAAUUAACAUUUCAGUAAAAUUGUCAAGGUAGUAUUUAGAAAAUAUAGUUUUGCUGGAUUGAGAAACAUGAAAAUGUACAUUCUGAUGUCCUUGGUGGCACUGUUUUCAAUAACAGCCACUCUAGCAGACAAUGAGACACUUAUGACCGCUGUGGUCACAGUCUUGUAUUACAGUGACGAAAACGGGGACAAAAUAGUGGUAGCUGGUAAUAUAGAUAAGGAAAUCGAACGUAUAAUACACCAUUUCAUCAAUGAUAACAUUGGAAAGGAUCUGCGAGUGGAAAUCGUACCUAUCUACGAAAAAGUAUCUGAAGUCCCACCUGUUGACAUACUUCACAAGGUAAUAGAAGAAAAGUAUAAACACGUCUAUAUGGCAUAUGCACCAUUAAGUGUCAUCAGAAGGGUAACAACAGAAAAGGCACUACAAUUCAAACCAAAAUUCUUGGCUGACCUUAAGCACCAUAAAGUCAUCAGUUUUGCUAGGGGUAUAAGAAACCUGAUUGAAGAAGCAAUCGAAGCGGACGGUAAUACGGAUAUUGGUGCGAUGGAUGACCGUUUGCACAUGAAAUCAUAUUCUUCAUUGGUUCUAGAUUCUUCUAUUCCAAACGCUAUAUACUUCUCAAUCGGUCGUAAAUAAAUUGUUUUUCAAUAAACACU
Molecule: messenger RNA, 666 nt
Organism: Spodoptera litura
Lineage: Eukaryota; Metazoa; Arthropoda; Insecta; Lepidoptera; Noctuidae
Source: RefSeq, a predicted model, not a curated record